Messenger RNA from Pararge aegeria (speckled wood butterfly), 5091 nucleotides. RefSeq names its product cadherin-related tumor suppressor-like. The transcript is spliced from 3 exons. Lineage: Eukaryota; Metazoa; Arthropoda; Insecta; Lepidoptera; Nymphalidae. Gene Ontology annotation, cellular component: plasma membrane; cell-cell junction. The record is from RefSeq and is a predicted model, not a curated record. Gene Ontology annotation, molecular function: calcium ion binding. The coding region runs from base 1 to 5091 and encodes 1696 amino acids. Gene Ontology annotation, biological process: homophilic cell-cell adhesion.
AUGACUAGGAUGGGGCGGUGGCACGUGGUGCUGGUCGCGCUGGCGCUGAUCACCGGCGCGGCCGCUGGCGCCGCCGCCGAACAGAUGCAGUCUCGCGCUGUAGACACCGGUGUCGACCUUCGCGUGCCUGAGGCUCAACCUAUCGGAACGUUUGUUGGAAAGAUUCCAAUUAAACCAGGAUUUACCUAUCGUUUUAAUGAACCUCCAAAAGAGUUCAUUUUGGAUCCAGUGACCGGCGAGAUAAAAACUAAUGUGAUUCUUGACCGUGAAAGUGUGGAUCGUUAUGCGUUUGUCGUUUUAUCGAGUCAGCCUACGUAUCCCAUUGAAGUUCGACUUCGCGUAACGGACGUUAAUGACAACUUCCCUGAAUUUCCUGAACCAAUUAUAGCCGUUGCAUUUUCAGAAAGUGCAGCGGCAGGAACAAAGUUAUUAUUAGACGCUGCUACUGAUAUGGAUUUGGGAGAAAAUGGAAUAGCUAAUGAUUACAGAAUCGUAGAUGGUGAUAAUGAAGGGAAAUUCCGUUUAAAUGUUACUGUGAAUCCAAGCGGACAAACUUCCUAUUUACAUUUAGAAACUACAGGCAAGUUAGAUAGAGAAACAAAUGAUUUUUAUAUCUUAAAUAUUUCAGCGCGGGACGGUGGCAAUCCACCGAAAUACGGGUACCUACAAGUAAAUGUUUCUAUUUUGGACGUAAAUGAUAACCCGCCAAUAUUUGAUCAAAGUGAUUUUUCUGUAUCUCUUAAUGAAAGUGUACCACCUGGAACUACGGUUCUAAAAGUAACUGCUACAGAUAGUGAUUUAGGAGACAAUAGUAAAAUUACGUAUGAAGUGACCGAUACUGAGAAACAAUUCGCAGUAGAUCCGGAAUCGGGUGUAAUUACAACUAUCAAAAAAUUGAACUGUCCAAAAUACUGCAGCAAUACGACAUGUAACAUGACCUGUGUUUUGACAGUUAUAGCAAAGGAUCAUGGAGUACCGCGACAAGAUGCUAGAACAUACGUCACUGUUAAUCUUAUUGAUGCAAAUGAUCACGAUCCAGUUAUAACUUUCACUUACGUACCACCGACGGCAAACUUUGCUACAGUAGAUGAAAAUGCCAAAAAUGGAUCACUUGUUGCAGCAAUAACUGUUACAGAUUUAGAUGCAGGAUUAAAUGGUAUUACAAGUGUAAACAUUGUGUCUGGAAACGAACUAUAUCAUUUUCGUCUAGAAAACUCAAGCAGUGUUUAUAUCGUUCAUGUUAAUGGUAUUUUAGACAGAGAAGAAAUUAGUAAAUACAAUUUGACUGUGGUUGCUACAGAUCAAGGUGUACCACCACGCACGGCCACUGCAUUCCUUGUGAUUCAUGUGAACGAUGUAAAUGAUCAUGAACCAGUAUUUGAAAAGUCAGAGUAUUCAACAGUCUUAAGUGAAUUUGCGCCAUCUGGUACUUAUGUGGCAGGUAUUACAGCGUCUGAUGAAGAUUCAGGUGUUAAUGCCGAAAUUUUCUACGACUUCUAUGAUGGAAAUCAACAACAAUGGUUCUCAAUAGAUCAUCUCACUGGUUUAGUAACAACAAGAUCUAUAUUAGACAGAGAAAUCCAAGGGACUGUGGAACUAAAUGUGUCUGCUAGGGAUGGUGGACCUAAUCCAAAAUGGGCUUACACGAGACUUAAAGUAACAAUAUUGGAUGAAAAUGAUGAAGCGCCAAAUUUUCCUCAAUCUCAGAUAAAUGCAACGCUUCUUGAAAACGUGAAACCAAUAAAAGAAAUACUUAUACUAACAGCAUCUGAUUAUGAUCAGGGGACAAAUGGUUCUGUGUCUUAUUAUCUGUCGUCAAAUAUUGAAAGGAAAUACCCUAAUACAUUUAUCUUAGACGCUAUCACUGGGCAAUUAAGUGCAGCUAUUGAAUUGGAUAGAGAAAGAAUACCUCUGUAUGAGAUUCAUGUAGUUGCUAAAGAUCAAGGAUAUCCUCCCCAGUCAUCAACAACUACAGUAUUUCUUAAAGUUCUUGAUGUGAAUGAUAAUGAUCCAGUGUUUUAUCCCAAAAGGUAUUUUAAAAGUAUAAGAGAAGACAUGAAUCCCGGAUCGACGAUCCUUCAAGUAAAGGCUUUGGACUUAGAUGAAGGAGAUAAUGCUAAGAUUAUUUACCAGCUCGAAAGUGGAGGUGAUGGAUAUUUUGAUAUUGAGCCAAGUACAGGAUAUAUAAUUUUACAAAAAGAUUUUCACAAAGCUCCUAAAGCAAUUUACUCCUUAAGAGUUUCUUGCAAAGAUAAAGGUAAUAGACGAGCUAUUGAAGAUGCUAUUGUUGAAAUAAUAAAAGCAUCACAACGCAAGAAUCUAGAGUUUGAUGGUUAUAAUGGUUAUAAUUUUAAAAUAGUGGAAGAUGUGGGAACAUUAAAAACUCAGCUUGGUCGGUUUGUGGGAAAAGUUAAUACUAGAAUGACAAGUGACACAAUAUCCUAUUAUAUAAUCGAAGGUGACCAGAAACAUGUAUUUAAAAUAGACGAAAAAAGUGGAAUAAUUACAACAGAGUCAAAUAUUGACCGUGAGGAUAAAAUGACUUACAGUCUUAAAAUUAUGGCAAAAAGUGGUCAGUCGUUUGGGAUUACAACGGUUAACAUUUCCGUAUUAGAUGUCAAUGAUAACUAUCCGAUUUUCAUAGAAGGAAAAGAUGAAAUAUUUAUACCUGAAAAUAUGGCGGUUGGACAAGAAGUUUAUUUUGCUAGAGCCACAGAUCGAGAUUCAGGAUCAAACAGAACGGUCUCAUAUAGCUUAAGUUAUAAUGUAGAUAACAGUUUUCGAAUAUCAGAAACAACAGGUGUUAUUUAUUUGAACAAAGCUAUAACAAGUGAGCCAGGUUCUGUUUUGCCAAUUGAAGUGACCGCUACUGACAAUGGAAGACCAGUUCUUGCUUCUAAUCAAACAAUAUCAGCAAUAGUAAAAGAUGUAAAUGAUCACACUCCAGUCUUUGACCACACUUCAUACGAAACAUCCCUCUUAGAAUCAACUGUUGUAAAUACGAGAUUUUUUGCUAUAGCAGCUUCAGAUGCCGAUUUAGGGCUUAACGGUAAAAUAUCCUAUGCAAUUAUUGAAGGAAAUAUGGACGGCAAAUUUGGCGUCUUUCCUGAUGGUUAUCUUUAUGUUAGAAGUCCACUUGACAGAGAAGAACGAGAUUACUAUUCUUUAACAAUAAUAGCUUCUGAUCAUGGCAAACCUCCAAGAUCAUCACAGGUUCCAGUUGUGAUUCACGUUUUAGAUGAAAAUGAUAACAGUCCACAGUUUACUAAUACAACAUUUAUAUUUAAGAUUAAAGAAAAUGAACCAUCUGAUACUUUUGUAGGCAAAUUAACAGCAACAGAUAAAGAUAUAGGACGAAAUGCUGAACUGACUUUUAGUUUACCUAUUGUUCAGAACGAAUUUAGAAUCGAUUCCCGAAAUGGUUUUAUCAGAACAUUGAAGACAUUUGACCGAGAAAAUUUAGCACAGAACACUGGACAAAAUUAUAUAACAUUGACUGUUACAGUAAGUGAUAAUGGAAAAGUUAAAUUGUCUGAUUCAGUUCGUGUUACCAUAUAUAUUACAGACGUAAAUGACAAUGCUCCAAUUUUUACUAGAACGCCGUAUUCAGUAGAAGUUUCUGAAGGUGCUGCUGUGGGAGGUGACGACCUUGGAAAAUUUAUGCUUGAUGAAGCUACUGGACAGUUGUCCAUCAAUAAGCCUUUAGAUCGUGAAUCAGUUGAUCAUUAUAUGCUUACAAUUAUGGCGCAUGAUUCAGGACUAGCUUUACGUCUUUCUUCCACAACUACAAUAACAGUUGACGUAUUAGACGAGAAUGACAAUGCACCCAUUUUCUCUCAAACACAAAUGAAAGUUGCAGUUUUAGAAACUGAGCCAGUAAACAAAAAAAUUAUUCAGUUUCAUGCAAAUGAUGCAGAUUUAGGUAUCAAUAAUGAGCUACAAUUUUCUAUUACAUCAGGUAACAGAAAGGAAACAUUUUUUAUAGACAGUUACUCUGGAGAAUUGUUUCUUCACAAACACUUGGAUUAUGAAGAUUUAAUCAGCUAUAUUUUAAAUAUAACAGCAACAGAUAACGGAAGCCCUAGUCUAUCAUCGAGCAUUUCAUUUACAGUAAACGUAAUUGAUGCAAAUGAUAAUGCACCUGUUUUUACUAACACUGCUAUUGUGCGACAAAUAAGAGAAGGAAUUCCGACUCAUACUCCAAUAGUUACAGUAACAGCUGAAGAUCCAGACUCCGGUUUAAAUGGAAAAGUUUAUUACUCAAUUACGCAUCAAGACCCGAAUGAUGGCAGACGACAUUUUGCAAUAAAUAAUUUAACAGGAGUUAUUCACACGUUGUUACCAAUUGAUAGAGAGAGCACAGACACUUUUAGAAUAACUGUUGUUGCUUAUGAUAGAGCGGAACCAGCUUCUUUGAGACUUUCUGCAGAGAAACUAGUAACCGUUAUUGUUGAAGAUAUUAAUGAUAACGCACCAGUCUUUGUCUCCAUGAAUGCGGCUGUGAUCAAUUCUGAAAGAUUAGGUCGAAGUUUGAGUCGUGGAAUAUUCAUUAUGAAUGUUUUGGCUCGAGAUAUGGAUUCUGGAACAAAUGGUCUCGUUACGUACAAGUUAAUUCACGGCGGUAAUGACAUGUUUGAUUUGCAUAGAAGUAAUGGAGCAUUGAUGUUACGCUAUCCUCCCGCUUCGCCUGAUGCGAGAUGGAAUCUCGUUAUAAAGGCCACAGAUGAAGCAGUGUUAAGUGAACAAAGAAGUACGGAAACAUAUUUAACUGUUAUAAUGGGUGGAACAGAGUUAGAGGGUAUAACAUGGGCAAACGUUGGGUCUAUUUCCGUAGCUGAGAAUGAACCAGCUGGAACUGCUGUGUUAAACAUGACUAAUAAUUUCAAAGGUGGCUUAGAAUAUUACAUAGUGAAUGUGACUGGUGAUAAUAAACAAGUGGAUAGAUUGUUUGAUAUAGAUUCGUCCUUAGGCAUCUUGUCUACAGCUGUGACUCUGGAUAGAGAAACAGGUGUGGAUCGAUAUGAAGUGGAAAUUUGUGCCGUUUCUACGGGAUCUCCUCUGCAAUCUACUACAACUAAGAUGUCGUGGUGA